CUGAAAGUAUGCAUUCAAUGUGGGCGGAAGCAAAGGAAUGGGAAGAAUGAGAAGGCAUACAUACCUGCCAAGGAUAGAGAAAAUUGUUUUAGAUGCAACACCUGCGCCACAAGAUGGUCGCGUCAGCAUAAGAAAGAAGUUUCCGUUGCGAAGGGCGCAAAAGGAGACAAGGACGUGCAGGGCGGGAAGUCGUAUCCAUACCAUUGCGGCGUCUGCGGCCAAGGGUUCGCAUGGAGAACGUCGCGGGACCGACACGCCAGAGUGCGCCACGCGGAGGUGCCCAAACUCCACUAUUGCGACCUCUGCGGGAGGGUCUACCGCUGGAAGGUGAGCGCCCGUCGGCACCAGCUCAACGAAUGCGCCCAGGCCCUCGACAAGCGCCAGUUCACCUGCACCCUCUGCCCCUUCGUCACCAAACAGAAGAGCUCCCUCAAAGACCAUAUCCUAAACGUCCAUAACGAGUGAUGUACCCAGAGACAAGAGACCCUCCAUUAGUAUAUUGGCCAUGGUGGAAGCUUUCACUUUCGGGACUUCAGCAUU
Molecule: messenger RNA, 540 nt
Organism: Bemisia tabaci
Lineage: Eukaryota; Metazoa; Arthropoda; Insecta; Hemiptera; Aleyrodidae
Source: RefSeq, a predicted model, not a curated record